AUGGCACAAAAUAUAAUACUUGUUUUUGUUCACCUUUAUUUUCUGGAACAGCUACAUGUAUAUCUCAAUCAGAAUACAUGUCUCAUAUUUGUUCUAUUUUUUCCACAGAGCAAUGAAGUUCCAAAUAGUUCAUUGUGUGAGCAUGAAGGGUUAAAAAGAAGUGUUAGAUUUCUGAAGGAUGAGGGGUUGGAGUUAGACACCCUUAUUACAGACAGACACAGACAGAAUAACAAGUGGAUAAAGGAAAACCUUGAUGGAACAAACCACUUCUAUGACAUCUGGCAUGUUGCCAAGGGCACGGGGAAAAAACUGGAUGCUUUGGCAAAGGUCAAGGAUUGUGAUAUUGUUGGUAAAUGGAAGCAGUCCAUCACCAAUCAUAUGUAUUGGUCCGCAGGUUGUACACCAGAUAACAAUGCGGAUAUGAUUGUUGCCAAGUGGGAGUCUGUUAUCCAGCAUGUGCAAAACAUCCACACCAACCACCAAAAUGCUCUUUUCCAAAGUUGUCUUCAUGAUCCACUGGAAGAUGAUGAGCGGGAGAUUAAGUGGCUUAAUCCAAGUAUUAUUUAUUAUGCCUAUUCAAAUUAA
Saccostrea echinata is the source of this 585-nucleotide messenger RNA. RefSeq lists its product as uncharacterized. The record is from RefSeq and is a predicted model, not a curated record. The coding region runs from base 1 to 585 and encodes 194 amino acids. The transcript is spliced from 4 exons. NCBI's taxonomy places the organism in Eukaryota, Metazoa, Mollusca, Bivalvia, Ostreida, Ostreidae.